CCCUUCUCCCCGCUGGACCGGCACAAUUCCAUCGUACACGUAUAUCCUCUCAUCAUGAUCGACGCCCACCUGUCAACACGCGCGCAGCCUGCUAGCCUGGCCGACACGCACUUUGGUUUCUUGUUCAUUGGGUUCUGCGUUGCGACGGCGUUGCUGGGGUUCACCGUCUCGCAGGCUUGCAGGUAUUUGAGCGAAUGUCGGCGAGAUCCACUGCUGGUGCGGAUAGUCGUGGGGGUGUUGGCUGCGGUGGAGAUCGGGAUUACGGCUUUCACGGGGCAUACGCUUUACUUCAUCCUCAUCACGAGUUUCGCCGAUAUCUCCGCUCUGAACGGGACGUCGUGGGCCUUCGCGGCAUACAACUUAACGACAUCGGUGGUGAUCUUCACGGUGCAGAUGUUCUUCUGCUAUCGAUCAUGGAGGCUGAGUAGGGGUGAAAUGAAGGCUAACCUGAUUAAUUCGCUGCUGUUUCUUUGCAUUUUUGCUGGAUUUAUCAUGUCUAUGAUCUCCUCUGCGAAGAUGGUCCGAAAAGAUCUCCUUCAUGCGUUGAGAAACCCGUCGCUGGAAAUCAUCACCGCGAGCGGCAUUGGGCUCGCGGCGUUCAGCGACAUCCUCAUCACGGCAACGCUAUACUUCUAUAUCGGCGCGUCCCGGACGGGAUUCAAACAGACGGAAGGCACGAUCAUGCGCAUGUGUAACUGGGUACUCACGCGUGGCAUCCUCAUUCUCCUCUGUCACGUCCUCACGUUCGUGACUUUCAUGGCCUGCGACAUUUUUACGUGCCUGUUCUUCCAUCAGCAGCUGUCGAAGCUCUACUGCUUCACAUUCUUUGUUCUCCUACUGGAGUUCGAGCCAUUCCGCCUGGCAUCGCGCGCGCCUUCGCGUCAGGGAAGCUAUCAGGACGCGCUGAAUUCGAAUAUCAUCCUCAAGGUCGAGCUCAAUACGGAUAGCUCGGGUGAUCGCGAGUUCGAUCUCGCCUCUCUCCAAAGUUCCCGAAAAGAAGCACCGUUCUCGGUAUGAGCUUUCCUUGCCUACGGCAUGGUGUAUCAGACUAGCGGCGCGAACGUCAAGAAACCGUUGCAUAGACGUCGACUCCGCGAACCGCUAUAUGAUGUAUUCAUCACGAGCUGGACAAUUUUCGCCUGGAUUUAUGGGCUGUGCCCUCACUUUUGAACCAGAUGUGACCUUGCUUUUCCAGCUGGUGUCGUGCCGCAAGGCCGUAUUUGAGUAGGAUAGCACAAUAUAUCGACUUACG
This is a messenger RNA of Punctularia strigosozonata HHB-11173 SS5, 1252 nucleotides long. RefSeq lists its product as uncharacterized. NCBI's taxonomy places the organism in Eukaryota, Fungi, Basidiomycota, Agaricomycetes, Corticiales, Punctulariaceae. The coding region runs from base 55 to 1017 and encodes 320 amino acids. The transcript has 11 exons. The record is from RefSeq and is a predicted model, not a curated record.